CCAGAAACGCAGCGAGCUCUCGGGAGGUUGUCCUCGCUAGCUUUGCCCACGCUGACACAAUGGCGAGCUACUCUCGCGUCCUGCUUCGGAUGCUCCCGCUGCGGCGUUGGCCGCUGUCCCUGGGCCCGGUCUGGCUCAGCGAGCCGCAGCCGGCGUGCAGGCUCCUGUGGCCGUCCAGCCCCAGCUUCGUGGACCGCGUGAUGCACGACGUGGAGAGGCAAUUCCAGGAGAUGGAGAGGAUGAGCCGCGCCUUCUUCCAGGCGUCGCCGCUCCCCGCCUGGGAGCGCGGGGGCCAGAAGGAAGCGCCGGCGGAGACGGGCCAGCCGGAGGGGCAGUACCGCUUCUCGCUGGACGUGGCCGGCUUUACGCCCGAGGAGAUGACGGUGAACCUGGAGGGGAGGAAGAUCACGGUGACCGCCAAGCGCCAACGGGAGAGCGACGGCAAAGACGGCGGCUGCUGGGUGGAACACCAAGAGUUGCGACGGGAGACUCUGCUGCCGCCCGAUGUGGACCUGCAGGCCGUCACGUGCUCUCUGAACCCGGACGGGCAGCUGUGCAUUGAAGCCACGCGCCUGGCCUCGGCCGCGUCCGCGCCGCAAGCCAUCCCCAUCGAUGUAAAGCCAGCCGCCGAUUCGAGUCUCGGCGCAGAGGAGAAGCCCAAGGACGCCUGAGCACCGCGCUUACAAUCCCCCUAUGCAA
This is a messenger RNA of Candoia aspera, 699 nucleotides long. RefSeq names its product heat shock protein 30C-like. The transcript has a single exon. Gene Ontology annotation, cellular component: nucleus; cytoplasm. Gene Ontology annotation, biological process: protein refolding; response to heat. The record is from RefSeq and is a predicted model, not a curated record. Bases 60 to 671 code for a protein of 203 amino acids. Lineage: Eukaryota; Metazoa; Chordata; Lepidosauria; Squamata; Candoiidae.